AGUGUUUUCUCGUCCUGCUCUCUGGGGUCCAUCUCUUCAGAAAUGCUGUAGAGUCUCCAUGGUUACCAGCAGGCAUGCUCCUCUUUCUUACGUUGAGCAAAUUCUCUCAUGUGGGCGAGUGAUGCACGCUGUUAGCGGUGUGUGAGCGAGAGCCAUCGGUGUAUGUGCGUGAGUCUGUGUGUGCGUGUGUGCGUGUGUGUGUGUGUGUGCCUGCGUGUGUGUCUGGAGAGAGAGAGAGACAUAGACCGAGCCCCUAACACGGAGCAUGCCUCUGCGUCCGGCAGCCGGCAAACAUGAGCCACCCAGCCCUCCACGGCAGGACCAGCAGCAGCAGCACACACACACACACUCACACACACUCACACACUCUUACACACACACAGCAAACGGCAGCCAGGGGGCCAGCACUGACAGCGGCAGCUCCCGGGAAGAGGACAGCGGCGUUCCCUUUCCUGUCGGUGUUCCGGCUUUCCGUCCCGGUGCAGAGCGGAGCCACAGUGCAAGAGCACCCAUGGAGGAGCCAACAGGCAACACCGUGGUCAUCCGCAUUGGAAUCCCAGACCUACAACAGACGAAAUGUAUGAAAUUCAAUGUGGAUGCACCUAUCUGGCUGUCCAAGCAAAGGAUCCUGUGUAAUCUCAACCAGAGCCUGAAGGAUGUACUCAACUAUGGCCUAUUCCAGCCGGCUUACAACGGCAAGGCUGGCAAGUUUCUGGAUGAGGAGAGACAGCUAAGGGAAUACCCCUUCCCGUCCAUUGCUCCUGUACCUUACCUGGAGUUCCGCUAUAAAAGACGUGUCUACACCCAGACUCACCUGGAUGAAAAGCAGCUGUCUAAGCUCCACACUAAGGCAAACCUGAAGAAGUUUAUGGAGUAUGUGCAGCAGAGGAUCAUUGAAAAGGUCUCAAGGUUCCUUGAAAAAGGCCUGGACCCCAACUUCCAUGAUCCAGACACAGGAGAAUGUCCUCUAACGCUGGCAGCACAGCUGGAAGGCUGUGCAGAGCUCAUCAAGGUGCUGAAGAGUGGAGGAGCGCAUCUGGACUUCAGAACAAAAGAUGGCAUCACUGCCCUACACAAGGCCGUGCGCAGCAAGAACCAUACAGCACUUAUAACUCUGUUGGACUUGGGUGCAUCACCUGACUAUAAAGACAGUAGGGGGCUGACUCCUCUGUACCACAGCUCAAUGGUUGGAGGAGAUCCCUAUUGCUGUGAGCUGCUGCUGCAUGAUCAUGCACAGGUCGGCUGUGUGGAUGAGAAUGGUUGGCAGGAGAUACACCAGGCAUGCCGCUACGGCCAUGUGCAACACCUGGAACACCUGCUGUUCUACGGAGCUGACAUGAGCGCCCAGAAUGCUUCCGGAAACACCGCCCUGCAUGUGUGUGCUCUCUACAACCAGGAUAGCUGUGCACGAGUUCUUCUGUUCCGUGGAGCCAAUAAAGAAAUAAAGAACUACAACAGCCAGACCGCCUUUCAGGUGGCUAUUAUAGCAGGAAACUUUGAUCUGGCUGAAAUCAUAAAGGUCCACAAAGCAUCAGAUGUUGUGCCUUUCAGGGAGACCCCCUCCUACACCAACCGUCGACGUGCGAUGCCUGGACCCCUGCCCUCUCCACGUUCCUUGCUCCGCUCUGCAAGCGACAAUAACCUGAAUGGGGACCAUGAUCACAUCCACAGUCAGGCCCCCAGAGAAAUUCGUGGCCGUCAGGGUCACUCCCCUGUCCCCUCACUGCGCAGUCUGCCAGCUCUUGGCCAGCAGCACAGCAGCCUUGGAGAGAGCCGUCACGGAGAAAUCCCUGACAGCAGUCUCCAGAGUACAGGCAGCUCCAGAUCCUCUCAUUCCCGCUCGCCUUCACUACAUCACAUGCAUGAAGAGGACAAGCCGGUUCCCAGAAGGUCCCACAGCCAUGGUUACCCUCACGGAUAUGGUCAUCGUGGAAGACUCAGCCCCGGCUCAGUGCAACGAGACCCAAGCCCCCCUCAUCACACCCCUCCUGCGCUGACAGGCCCCCGCGGGCCCAAACGUAAACUCUACAGUGCUGUCCCAGGACGUACCUUCAUCGUGGUCAAGCCCUACACUCCACAGGGGGAGGGGGAGAUCCAACUCAACCGUGGAGAGAGAGUCAAAGUGCUGAGUAUAGGUGAAGGAGGUUUCUGGGAAGGCACGGUCAAAGGGAGGACAGGUUGGUUCCCAGCAGACUAUGUGGAAGAAGUUCAGAUGAGGCAGUAUGACCCACGACUAGAAACACGGGAGGACCGCACAAAGAGACUGUUCAGACACUACACUGUGGGAUCCUACGACAACUUCACCUCAUACAGUGACUAUAUCAUAGAGGAGAAAAAUGCUGUUUUACAGAAGAAAGAAAACGAGGGGUUUGGCUUUGUCCUGCGAGGAGCCAAAGCCGAGACACCCAUUGAAGAGUUCACCCCCACCCCAGCUUUCCCUGCCCUUCAGUACCUGGAGUCUGUGGAUGUGGAAGGAGUGGCCUGGAGGGCUGGUCUGAGAACAGGAGACUUCCUCAUUGAGGUAAACGGGGUGAAUGUAGUGAAGGUGGGCCAUAAACAGGUGGUGUCCUUGAUCCGCCAAGGGGGCAACAGGCUGCUGAUGAAGGUGGUGUCUGUCACACGCAAACCUGAGUCUGAAGAGGUCGUCCGCAAGAAAGCUCCCCCGCCACCUAAGAGAGCUCCCAGUACCACCCUGACACUGCGCUCUAAGUCCAUGACCGCUGAGCUGGAAGAACUGGCUUCUGCUCGGAGGAGAAGAGGAGAGAGACUAGAUGAGAUGUUGGCAUCCCAGGAGUCUAUAUUGCGUUCUCAGCCCUCGGAGGCAGAUUACAGAGCAGCCACUGUCAAACAACGGCCCACCAGCAGGAGAAUAACACCAGCAGAGAUCAGUUCACUGUUUGAGAGACAAGGGAUGACUCUACAUGGAGGUCUUCACCCAGGCAUUGAGAGAGGUCACAUGCCACUACCAAAGGGGAUGUCCAGGACCAAGUCUUUUGGUGCCACUGAGGAGGAUCGGCUGUCUGCUCUAGCAGGCGAGCACAGAUUUCCCCGCAGUUCCUCUAUGACAGACAGCCUCCGAGACCAUUCCCAGCCUCAUCCGAUCCCUCCACCUCCACAAAUGGCACCUCCUCCUCCCCCCUACUACCUAGACACCGGUCCUCCCCCAGCCUUCUGCCCCCCUCCUCCCCCAUCUAGGACCCAGAGUCAGGGCCAUGAGCCUGGAGGACGCUCCAGCUUCAAACCCUCUUCCUUGGACCUGCCUUAUGAGGCUGCCCAGCGGCAGGCCACACACAUCGAGAGACAGAAGAAAGCCCGCUCCAUGAUCAUCCUCCAGGACUCUUCCCAUCUACCUGUAGAACCUACAGAAAUUCCCCGUCCUUCUGCUGCUACUCCACCUGAGCGAAUCAAAAGGAAGGGUCGGGUUAUUGACAACCCUUAUGCUAACGUGGGUCAAUUUAGCAUUGGACUCUACACGCCCACCAAGCCCCAGAGGAAGAAAAGUCCCCUGGUGAAACAACUACAGGUGGAAGAUGCACAAGAAAAAGCUAGUUUAGCCUUAGCUGCUGCCCACUCCCGAGAGAGCUCACCCUCAGGACGACACCCACAUUCUCAUGGGCACACACACACCAGCCGUGCAGACUACUACCAGCAGCAGCUGAUGGCUGAGCGAGAGCGUAUGCGUGCCCAGGGAGAGAUGAUGUUUCAGGGUAAGGGCCCCUUUGCUGCUGCAAUUGCUGGAGCAGUGAAAGAUCGUGAGCGUCGCCUAGAAGAACGGAGGAAAUCCACUGUCUUCCUUUCUGUUGGGACCAUGGAGGGGGCGUCUACCACCAGCUCUGACGCCCCCUCUCUGACUCAGUCUCACUCCAUCGAUGAACGGAUGCUCACCCGAGAGCUAGGACAGCUGCCUCCCCCUGCCUUGGCCCUGAGCCCCUCACCUAGUGGGACCACCUUUAUCCACCCGCUCACAGGAAAGCCCCUGGACCCUAACUCUCCACUGGCUCUUGCGCUGGCCGCAAGGGAGAGGGCACUGACCUCCCAGAGCCAGUCCCCAACUACCAGCCCAGAGCCUAGGACUAAACAGGAGCGGAUAGGCCAGGGCGUAAUGUUCAUUGACCCUCAGACCAAAGAGUCUCCACAUGGGGAAGGGGCAUCCACAACACCUCCUUUCUCACCUAAAAGCGCCAAGGCAGCGGGACAUGGAGUCGGAUCCUCCCUGACAUCAAUUUUAGUUUCCCAGCCCACCAAACCACAGUGGGCCACAUCAACAUCACCUGUAUCAUUCCGGCAGGAGAUGGAGGCCAGAGUAGAAGAGAGGAAGGAGGAGAAGAGACUGGAGGAUAAAAAAAGUAUGUUGAUCAGUAUUAUGGAUACGUCGCAGCAGAAGACAGCAGGGCUAAUUAUGGUCCAUGCUACCAGUAACGGCCAGGCUGUUGGGGUGGGUUCAGAACUAGAACAGGCAUCUGCCCCAAAGUCCACUGAGCCCAGCAAGUCUCCAAGUCCACGGGCAAAAUCCCCCAGUCCUGUGGUCCCCCAGUCCCAGACCCAGCCUCAAACUCAGCAUCCUGCAAGUCCAGCCCAGGAGAAGAGUCUGGCUCAGGGAAGCUCAGAGGAGGAUGUGGAUCCAUACACAGUGACCCUGCCCCCUGCAAUGUUGUCCUCCAGUGAUGAGGAAACAAGAGAGGAGCUACGUAAGAUUGGAGUUGUUCCCCCACCAGAUGAGUUUGCUAAUGGCCUGCUCGCGCAGGGGGCACCAGUGUCCCCAACUAAACCUGCCUCCUCUCCUUCAACCCCAACAACACCAACACCCCACACUCCCUCAACCCCAACAACCCCAACUGUGACUCCCACGCAGCCUCAGCCUCCCCAGCCCGCACCUCCACCCAGUGCAGCAGCUGUCUCAGGGAAGCCCUCUGAUCCUCUCGAGCCCCCACCAGUGGGCGAGUCUGGCUCUGCGGCUGACUCAGGCGUGGAGGAGGCUGAUACGCGCAGCUCCAGCGAGAGAGAGCGAGACCACCAUCUCGAGACCACCAGCACCGUCUCCACGGUUUCCAGCAUGUCCACAUUGUCCUCAGAAAGCGGCGAGCCUGCCGACACACACACCACGCACACCUCCUAUGCCGACGGGCAGACUUUUGUGCUCGACAAGCCGCCAGUGCCUCCUAAGCCACGACUCAAGUCCCAGAUAGGAGGCAGUAAAGGCCCCGUCACCUUCAGGGACCCUCUGCUGAAGCAGAGCUCUGACAGCGAGCUGCUAUCACAGCAACAGGCUGCUGCCCUGGCUGCUGCUGCAGCUGGGGGUGCUGGACUGCCAUCAGGUGGUUCAGCCUCAGUGACCGGACUAGCCCCCACUAAGCCGCGCUACCUCUUCCAGCGGAGGUCCAAGCUGUGGGGGGACCCAGUGGAACCUCGUGGGCCAGGAGUGGGGCUAGGUAUUGGGAGUUUGGGCAAUCUCGGUGGGCUGGGACUGGGGCUGGGUGCAGACGAUGGAGCAAAACCAUCUGUUAUGGGAGAGCUCAGUUCCCGACUACAGCAGCUAAAUAAAGAUACUAGGUCAUUGGGAGAGGAACCACUGGGUGCAUCCCUUGACCCAGGCAGGAAGUCACCUGUGGCAGGUGCCAGACUUUUCAGCAGCCUAGGCGAGCUCCACACCAUUUCUCAGAGAAGUUAUGGCACUACAUACACCAUCCGCCCCGGCAGCCGUUACCCCGUCACCCGACGCACCCCAAGCCCAGGUUCAGGCUCACCUGAUCGGGGCGACCCUCUUGGACGAUUUUCAAGCUUCGGCCUACCGACCUCACCGACUACACCGCCACAAACAAUCCUCAAAUCCUCUAGCCUCAGCCUACCCCAGGAACCUAAAGAAGUCCGCUUUGUUAUGAGGAGCUCCAGCGCCCGUUCCCGCUCGCGCUCCCCGUCCCCAUCACCUUCCCAUUCUCCUGGGCUGGGAUCACCACUGUUAGCCCUCCGGCCAUUCCACCAGAAGCCCCUCCACCUCUGGAAUAAGUAUGACGUCGGAGACUGGCUUGAGAGCAUCAAUUUGGGGGAGCACAGAGCAGGGUUUCAGGAACAUGAGAUCGAAGGCUCUCACCUCCCAGCUCUAACCAAGGAUGACUUUGCAGAGCUGGGAGUGACACGAGUUGGACACCGCAUGAACAUUGAACGAGCACUAAAACUGCUGCUAGAGAGCUGACCCCUGCCCUGAGACACAACAACAGAUGGAUAGAAAGACGAAGAACGGGCAAGAUGUAGAGUUUAUAAAAGAGAAAAGAUAGGAACCACUCCUCUUUUACUCUGGCUGCUUUUAUGUUCUGCAUCACAAAUGUUUACCUGUUGUCCUCAGCGACACGUUACAUUUCUCGACAUUAAAACCCUGCACUUGGCACUGCACUGAAGAGGAGGAGUCAAUACAUUUCUCCCCGCUCUACUUGGCCCUUAGUGUCUGCCCACCUCCUUGCCUGCAGCCAAUUAGAUUGGACUUCAAAAAUGGGCUCUGGUCUAUCUUUGCUGAGGAGAAUAGCAUGAGCUCCAAUUAAAACAUUUGAUUUGUGAAAGCUUCAGUUUUUCCCUUAGUAACACCCACACUUUCUCCCUCACUAUUCCCUCCUCUCCUCUCUACCUCUACCCCACCAUCUAUUAGGCUUCUGAAAGCCUUUCGCAGUUUGAGUAAAGGAGGAGAAGGAAGAAUUUUCUUUUCCAUACAGAAAGCUCAGUUGCCUUUCAAAAUAUUUAUAUAGAGAUCAACAAUGAUGAACACAGGACUAAGGACAUAGUGCAGACACAGCUCUGAAAAGGUGUGUUCUCUCUAUACCUGCUGUUGUUUUUAAACCGAAGACUUUAGAGCCCAGAGGUGGAGCUCCACAAAGUAAACCACAGGAGAAAACCCCUCCGCCUUGGUACCCAGACUGUGCUAUCUAUUAUAUUUGGAGAAUGUUUAACCAACACUCGUGGCUUUUUUCAUAAUCAAUUUUUUGGUUUUCCAAAGGGAAUAUUAUAUAUAGGUAUUAUAUAAUAUGAUAUAUAUGUAUCUAAAUAUAGCUUUCAGAAGAAAAGACAAUGUUGCAAAGAAGAAAUAUAAUAAAUUAUCUGCGCCUGUUUUUGUUUUUUAGUAUAGAAGGCAAAGAGAAAUCUUUAAAUUUAUUCCACCAAUAGUUUACUCAUUUCUACCAAUUAUAUACAUAUAUAUACAGUAUAUAUAUACAGUAUAUAUAUAUAUUUGAAAUAAAAAAAAAAAGUAUAUAGAUAUUGAAAUGAAAUUUUUUGUCAUAGGUAUACAACUUUGCUUAUGGUCACCCUUUCUUGAACCGUAGCAUGACAAGUUGCAUCAUGUGUUGGACAGAGAGUUUGUUGUUUGUUUUUAUUUUCUUACAGUCUUCCUUCAUACUAAAGGGCAUCCCAUAAUGUGAGGCUGAGACCCCAGUUGACACCCAUCCCUACUGCUUCAGCUACAGGUCUCACUGUCCUUGGUCUGACUCUAUCCACAACAACACACAGUAAGGACCACAGAAAUCAGACAGCUAAUUGAUAAAAGGAGCUCUUCGUCUUUUGCCUGUUUAUCACUCAGGGAUGGAAGUUUGGGGCACUAGCAUGGAGAGUCGGCUGCUAUCCAUUUAAAUUCUUACCUGUGAGGACAAUUUAACACCACCACAGUCUGAAAUAUGCUAGAGGGCUAGUAAAAUUUCCAUCCCUGUGACCCCCGAUGAUGCUUCUCCGACCAGACCUUUAUCUGGAGUAUAACCCAACAGAAACCUGUCAUACAAGGGCUUAAAUGAGCUAGACAUAAAGUAUAUGCCCUUCUGAAAUGCCACUUCAGGCAAUGUGUGUGUGUAGUGUAUCAGGCUGUGGGGAUGGGAAUGCCUCUGUACGGUCUUAAAGAAAAUUCAGUAUAUUACAACCUGGCUGUGUCUUGCAACAUCGCUGCUUACCUGUAUCUCUACAGUUUACUUAGCGAGUGAAAUAUCAUGAAACAGUGGCAGCCAGAAUUCUAAAAAUAAGACCCAGGUUGUAAAAAAAAAAAAAAAAAAAAAAAAGUAGUACCUUUAGUAGUACAAAAUCUACAAUUGUACUCAUGAGUAGCUUCUGCUGGCAGUGAGAAACAGUGAGUUUUAUUCACGCAACAAAAAGCAUUUUAUCCACAGCUUUUCUCUAACAGAAGUCCAGGUAAUCUCUAUUACCAGUAAAAACCUCCGUACAUCAGCAGCAUCUAGUCAGUACGCCAAGGCAGUUUUACUUGGCGAACAACUUGUGUGCAUCUUUUUUUCUUUUGUUUUUUCUGUCUUUUGUUUUUCUUUUUCUUUUUUUUGUUAACAGUUUGUAAAAGCGGGUGGUGAAUAUAACGUUGUAUCUGGGUUGUAGGAAUAGCACUCACUGCCUCACUGUGACCUCACUGAUUAUUUUACUUCUGACUCCAGUGUUACAGUAUGUCCUCAGAUUCAUUUGGACUUUUUGUGUUUAUUGUUUUCUAUUCUUUCUUUUCUCUUCUGUU
Molecule: messenger RNA, 8482 nt
Organism: Larimichthys crocea (large yellow croaker)
Lineage: Eukaryota; Metazoa; Chordata; Actinopteri; Sciaenidae
Gene: shank3a
Product: SH3 and multiple ankyrin repeat domains 3a
Exons: 26
Coding region: 266-6190 (1974 amino acids)
Cellular component (GO): postsynaptic membrane; postsynaptic density; dendritic spine
Molecular function (GO): synaptic receptor adaptor activity; ionotropic glutamate receptor binding
Source: RefSeq, a predicted model, not a curated record